AUGGAAAUCCACUACCCGGACGACCUCCGGCCGCGCCGCCGGUUUACGUUUGAAGUCGACCAAGAGGCCAAGCGUGGCCCCUCGUGGGUCUAUCCGGGCCUUGGCAACGCGACGGGCCGCCUUCACCCGGCGCCCGAAGAGCUCGCGGCCAUCCACCAAGAGAUGCACGCGCCCAAGCACUUUCUGUCCGAGUGGUACUCGACGGGCAUUAGCGGCAACGACGUGCUCUCGAGCUGCCUCUACUCGUCCGGCAUUGUGGCCUCGAAGGCCGGCAAGUUUGCGCCCUUCGCCAACCUCCUCGUCGCCUGUGUCAUGUAUCUCUUCCGCUUCAUUUACGUCGAAGUCGUCUCGGCCAUUCCGCUCAACGGCGGCUCGUACAACACGAUGCUCAACUCGACGUCCAAGCGCGUCGCUGCGCUCACGUCGGCGCUCGCCAUCAUUGCGUACCUCGCCACCGGCGUCGUCUCGGCCGUCUCGGCGUCCGACUACCUCCGCAAGCAGAUCGAAGACCUCAACCACAUUCACUGCGCGACCGGCAUUCUCGGGACCUUCGCGAUCCUGAACGUCCUCGGCAUGUCCGAGUCGGCCAAGGUCGCGCUCACGAUUUUCAUUGCGCACACCAUCACGCUCGCGGGACGUUUCUCCAUUUGGCUCAGCGUCGACGGCUUCAUCGUGCUCUCCGGCUCCGUCUUGACGUCGUACGUCGGCAUCACGGGUCUCGUGCGGCGUCUCGCGUCCGACCGCGUCCUUCCCGAGUUCUUCCUCGCCGAAAACGCGUGGCGUCACACCAACCACUACAUCAUCCUCUCGUACUUUGUCAUCGCGACGAGCCUCGUCUGGAUCCUCGAAGGCAACGUGACCAUGCUCUCGAGCAUCUACUCGUACUCGUUUCUCGGGCUCCUCGUGCUCUUCUCCGUCGGCGCGAUGCUCUUCAAGCUCAAGCGCGGCGACAUGCCGCGCGAGACCAACACCCCUUGGUGGAAGUGCCUCGUCGGGUUCGCCAUGGGUGUCGUCGGCUUCUUUGGCAUCAUGCUCGGCGAUCCGCGCGUCUCGAUUGUGUUUUUACUCUACUUUUUCUCGGUCGCGGGGCUCAUUUUGCUCAUGCUCGAGCGCAUUUUCGUGCUCCGCGCGUGCAUGCUCGUCAUGAAGAGCCUCUGCCCGUCGCAAUGGACGACCACGGAGCGCGUUCUGAUGCCGCCGUUGCUGCCGACAGAUGCGUCGACGCCCAACAACUUUCUCGGGAAGCGCACGAUCGUGCGUGCGAUCAAGACCAUCAACGAGCCGCCCAUCAUCUUCUUCUGCAAGCACCUCUCGCUCACGAUCCUCAACAAGGCGAUUCUGUACGUGCGCCGGAACGAGCACACGGACAACCUCCGCAUCGUCCACGUGUACGCCAAAGGCACCAAGCCACCCUCGGACUUUGAAGACAUUGUCGGCGUCUUCGACUGCAUGUACCCCAAGCUGCGCAUUGACGCGAUUGCGGUCGAAGGCACGUUCGACCCGAUUCUCGUGCAGUGGAUUUCCGAAAACCAGCGCAUUCCGACCAACAUGAUGUUCAUUCGCCAGCCCGACAACGUCGACGCGCACAAGGUGUCGAUGCUCGGUGUGCGCGUCAUCACGGGCUAG
Messenger RNA from Saprolegnia parasitica CBS 223.65, 1626 nucleotides. RefSeq lists its product as hypothetical. Gene Ontology annotation, molecular function: amino acid transmembrane transporter activity. Gene Ontology annotation, biological process: amino acid transport; transmembrane transport. The transcript is spliced from 5 exons. The record is from RefSeq and is a predicted model, not a curated record. The coding region runs from base 1 to 1626 and encodes 541 amino acids. Gene Ontology annotation, cellular component: membrane. Lineage: Eukaryota; Oomycota; Saprolegniomycetes; Saprolegniales; Saprolegniaceae.